CUGCUGCUGCUCUGGAGCUGCGCGUACUGCGCGUGGGCCGUGCCCGGCGCCGACCUGAAGCUGCAGCUGCCGUUCCCCGUGGCGUCGCACCCGCUGCAGCUCUCCUCCAGCCUCUUCGCCGCCUCGGAGCGCCUGCCGCUGGACGCGCGCGUGGCCAACGCGUCGCACGAGUCGAAGCCCAAGAUGCUGGCCGACGUCCCGUUCCCCACGGGCGCGUGGUGGACCAACCUGGUGCUGGCCGAGGGCCAGAGCGCCGUGGCCACCAUGCCCUACGUGCACCGCAUCCUGGACGAGAAGCUGCACGUGAGCUUCCCGUUCCGCGUCGUGGCGCCGCGCAGCAUCAUAGAGGGCUUCCUCGCCCAGAUGGUGGUGAGCUCCCAGGCCGCGCAGACGUCGAGCCUGCCGCUGGCGCAUCACGUGGUCAACUUCGACGCGUUCAGCACCACGCUGCGCUUCAGUCGGGGGCAGACGGAGGAGUUCCGCGUCUAUUUGGUGCGCGGCUCGCCCUACAUCACGAUGGAGUACAGCCACAGCCGCCCCGUGGUGGAGGCCAAGGACGGGCUGCAGAUCAAGCGCUUCAAGAAGCUCAAGGGCCUCACGCUCAUGAACGGAGAGGACGCGCCCUUCGCCACGUUUGCCGCCGAGCUCAACAACGGACAGACGUGGUACCUGUACGCCUCGGACAAGCAGCUGAAGCUCAGGCUGGACUCGAACGGACAGGUGACGAGCGACGAGCCGUUCACGGGAGUGCUGCGAGUGGCGCUGUGCCUCGAUGCCAAGGUCAUGCCCUUCCUGCUGGAGUCUGCGUCGGUGUAUGCAGUCGGGGGUGACAUGGCUCACUCGGUGGACCCGGAGGACGCCGACAAGGCGCUGCUCGAGUUCCAGUGGAAGACUAAAAGCUUUUCGACUUUCCAUGGCAAGGCGGAGGGGGUCUCGGACGAGGAGAACGGCAAGCUGCUGAUGCUGGCGCUGCCCCAUCACAUGGACGUGAUGCAAGUGCAGAAGAGCGGCAAGACCGUCGACAAGGGCAAGAACAAGGUGCUCUCGGGCCUGAGGUACACCAGCAUCCGCGGACUGAUGGAGGGCGUGUUCGGGGCUGUGUGGCACAUGAAGGAGACGCUGCCGUCGGUCGAGUGGAACUACGCCGACGACGGUCUGUUUAGCGACGACUUCAGCGGCAGUUUGAAGGACGGAAGCACUGAUGAUGAACAGCGUCGACUUGAUAUGCGCGAGAAGGCGAAGCAGGCCAUUCUGAAGCAGCUCCCACUUGAUGUUGAUGCGUAUCCGCCGCCAUUGAGCCCCGACUCGUACAACUUCGGCAAGCAGGUGAGCCGUGACGCGCGGCUGCUCUUGAUCGCCGACAAGUUCGACCAGGAGGAGGUGAAGCAAAAACUCUUGCUGAAGGUCGAGAUGGAGAUUACUGAGUGGCUGGAAGCCACGAACGCCAACCACUUCGUGUAUGAUCAGACGUUCGGUGGUAUCAUCACGAACGACGGAUGGCAUGACAAGGAGGCUGACUACGGCAACGGCUACUACAACGACCACCACUUCCACUACGGGUACUUCAUCUACGCGCUUGCGGCAAUUCGGAAAUUCGACCCUGCUUUCAUCGAAAAGCACGCGCAAGCCUGCGCUUUGCUCAUGGGUGACAUUGGAACGCCGCUGCUCGAUAGCAACACUACGUUUUUCAACGACCUCCCGGUUCGACUACUCUUCCCUACGGCGCGCCACAAAGAUUGGUUUGUGGGCCACUCGUACGCGAGCGGUCUAUUCCCGAUGGAGGAUGGCAAGUCCCAGGAAAGCAGUAGCGAGGAUCUCAACGCUUACUACGCUCUUGCGCUCUUCUCGUCGCUUGACGAAAAGGCAACCGAAGGUCAGGGAGACAGCUCCUACCACCAGUACGCACGUCUGCUCUUGGCGACGGAACUGCGGUCGGUGAAGAAGUACUGGCACAUGGCGGAGAACUCCAAGAUCUACGAGCCUGCCUUCUCGAAGAACGCUAUGGUGGGCGUUGUGGGCGAGAUGAGUGCCGUGUACAACACGUGGUUUGGAGAUCGCGCUGUGUACAUCCACGGCAUCAACAUGCUCCCUUUCACGCCGUUCACGCCGCACCUGCUUGAUGAAGAGUACUACGUUGCACGCGAGUACGCCCUCCUGAGCCAGGAUCUGCCUGACCUGGACCAGUACGAUAUCUGGCGCUCCAUCGUCGUGAUGGACCACGCCAUCUUGAACGCAGCGGACGCCUGGGACGAGCUCAACAACACCGUCAAGGCGUUUGAUACGUGGUCGUCGCGCGCCAACGCCAUGUAUUGGAUCGCUACUCGCCCGUCGUGGUUCGCCCAAAAGAAUCGCGCCGUAUUGAGCAACCCAGACCUGGAUGCCGACGACAAAUGCUUCGGCUUCCCGGCGUGCGCUUCGGCGGGAGAAAACGGAACUGCGCUGAUGUGCUGUGGCACGUUGCCUGGAUGCUGCCCCAGCCACCUAGGCUGCUGCCCGCAGGAAGACCCCGCUCUUUUGCCCAGCAACGCUUGCUUUGGAGAACACGAGUGCGCUGUGCUGGGCCUGGGCUGCUGCAACACUAUCGACGGCUGCUGCGAGCCCGACCCGAUCACAGGAGCCGUGUUGGGCUGCUGCAAGAACCAGCACCCGGUGGUUAGCAACACGACCCACAAGCCAGCUCACACGGCUAAAGACGACGCGGUCUGCUAUGGUGAGCCUCUCUGUGCGGCAGCCAAACUCGACUGCUGUGGCGCCCCCGGAGGCUGCUGUGCGGGAUCUGGGGUCACGUUGGACUGCUGCUCGUCUGAGACGCCCGUGUCGGUUCUCUCCAGUUCGUCGCACUCGAGUGAUGCGAACACUUGCCAGGGUCAGCCGAAGUGCGGAGCUGCUGGUCUGGACUGCUGCGGAUGGGAUGGAGGCUGCUGCAAGCCUGACCCCGUGACUGGUGCCAAGUUGGACUGCUGCCAAGACGAAGCGGCCGAUGCGCCCUCCACCGAGACCAUUCCUAUCCGUAGCGGCAACGGGCACCACGAAGACCGCGACUCGGACGACAGCGAUGCUGGGGAGAAUGCAGGUGACACGGUCACUCGUAUCUUCAUUGGCCUUGGUGGUGCUGUCCUGCUCAUCGCUAUCGUGUACGCCGUGGGCCUGUGCUACCGACGUCGCGGCUACGCCAGCAUUGACGGCGAUAUGCGAUCGCUGUACUGCGCCGGCCUGAUGGUUGGCGUCAUCGCCUUCUUCGUCUUCCUCAUCGUCACAGCUUAAGCCCCUGGCGAGAUGCCUUGGAGCACAAUCUUUCCCAAUCACUUUUGUCGUCCCUAGACGAUCUAAACUUUUUGAAAUGAAAGCUGAAUCCAACGUGCCCACUCA
This is a messenger RNA of Phytophthora sojae, 3369 nucleotides long. RefSeq names its product putative endo-1,3-beta-glucanase. Lineage: Eukaryota; Oomycota; Peronosporomycetes; Peronosporales; Peronosporaceae. The transcript has 3 exons. Gene Ontology annotation, molecular function: endo-1,3(4)-beta-glucanase activity. Bases 184 to 3264 code for a protein of 1026 amino acids. The record is from RefSeq and is a predicted model, not a curated record.